AUGUCGUGCCGCGCCCACGCCCGCUUUCCACCCAAGCGGUAUCUAGGCAAUGCGCCCGAAGGUGAUUCGACGGUUGAUCGCAGCUGUGUAUCCGCUAGAACGUUCAAUCUCUACGGCGCGGUCGACAUACCGCUCCCUUCCGAGGCGAAUCAUCAAACUACGUACGAUACCCAUGCGCAUGGGUCAAACAUUGACCUGAUCAGAUCUAAGGUCUUGGAAAGAGAUCUCACUUUGGAAAGAAACGAAGUGCUACCCGGUAAAUUCUGCAUCUCGGACGACGAUACUAUCGUGCUGUUCGGUAGUAGCUGUACGAAGACUGAUCACGACGAGCUCGGCUCUCCCUCGAGCUUUAUGACACGAAUCGUCCCAUCGUCCUCCUUCGAUUCACUAGUCAUGCUCAGACAGAUAUUACGACCACUUGCCACCCGGUCCGGAAUCGUGCUGCAACUUCAGGGUCGUGCAAAUUUGGGUACCGAAAGUCUCGCCAAUGAUCUUGCAGAGGCAUCUCGAUCAAAGCUUUCGAGAAAGACGAUGAAGAACCCAAGAUUGUGUGCCGAUAUCAGAAAGUCUUUGAAAGCAUCGAACCGUACGAGCGAUUGGUCCAUCGCCGGCACUGACGCCCUGGAGAGAUUGUAUGCCGGAGAUCCCGCAAAUACUGAGAUGGUCUUCCACGACACAACGUUGCUGGACCGAAGGUUGUAG
Molecule: messenger RNA, 702 nt
Organism: Filobasidium floriforme
Lineage: Eukaryota; Fungi; Basidiomycota; Tremellomycetes; Filobasidiales; Filobasidiaceae
Exons: 8
Coding region: 1-702 (233 amino acids)
Source: RefSeq, a predicted model, not a curated record